AUGCAAAUCAAACUGCAGCGUACUGUUGCCACGAGUGAUGAUGAUGUACCAGGCCGUGACAAGUUGCGUCGUGAAAUCGCUGAGUUCAUCGACGAGACGAAUGAAGCUGCAAUCGCGCUCUAUACAAUCAGUAAUGUCUGCAUGUCUUUAUUUGGUGCUGGGAAGUUACAACGUGACAUUUCAAGCAAACUCAUGGCUAUCUCUACUGCUCUAACGUUGCUGAGCGUGCUCCUGGAUUCGAAGUCCGAGAUAUCAUUACUGUAUCUUCAUGAUCUUGAACUGUUAUCGAAGAGCAUUGACACCUGCCGACCUCUCAUUCAUAAGAUCACAACAUCUGCAGAGAGCCUUGACUCACAUCUAGUGGAUGAACCACGAUCCGAAGGCGUUGGAGCGCAGGCAAAGUUCAAUGCGUUCAACCAUGGCGAGGCGGAGGGUCCUUUGCGCACCUUGGACGAUUGCCUUCCCGCCACCAUGGACAAAUUUAAAGCCCACAUGGAAGCCUACAUCCUCCGCCCCCAAGUCCACUCCAUCGACAACUCCUCCAUUAUGACCUACGCCAUCGAACCUAUCCACCUCGAAGAAGGCGACAUGCGAGCCCACGUCGCCAAGCAGCCCUCCAUCAUCGAGACCGUGGCGCAGCUUUUGCCAGACCAACUCCGCAUCAUUCAGGAACGCGUUAGGAAGCGCAAGGGCGAACUUGUGUCGGCGCUGUUCGGAGCAGAUGUUGAUUUAGUCACGCAGAUGGGCACGUUUAGGACGAAAUCUGUGGUGUUUGUUGCUAAGACUAGGGCGGAGAAGAUAGAUGACGGCUUGGAGGUAAAGCAGGAGGGCAGGCAGUAUCCAUGCUGGGGAGCAAAGGUUGUUACACCUGCCCCAACAACAUUCCCGUCCUCGUUCUUCGGUAUGCCAUUCGCCAAAACCAAUGCAUCCGCACCACCGCCCCCUGCGCCUGCGCUAGGUUUCCCCACUACUGCCAUGUACCGCAACGGAAGCAAGUCCCAGGUCCUCGGCGGACCUGGCUUCUUGAAAGAAAAGGACGGACCUGUCGGGCCAUACAUGCAAGAGUACAUGUCCAUCUCCACCUUGGGUGUGUACAAAGAUAAAUCCUUUGAAGAACUUCGGGUCGUGGAUUACAAGGCCGGACGCACCAAGGACGUUGGUGUCAAGCCUGCCUUGAAGCCAGCUUUCUCGUUCGUAGAGAAGACGGAUAGUGCGAAGUCCGUGGGCUUGUUUGGCCAACAACUCGGUACUGUACCGGGAGCUGCAGUCCCGUGCUUCUUUGGUCAGUCGACAUCUAUCCCGACUCCAAGCUUGUCCGGUCAGACCAAAUCUACCCCGAAGCCAGACUCUGUCGGUCAACCCGCAUCUACCCCGGCCCCGGGCUUGUUCGCGAAGCUUACUCCCCCUACGUCAGCCUUUACUUUCGGCCUCAAGUCAACUCCCGUGUUGGGUGGUCUAGGCGACAAUAGCAGCACGCCACUUGCAUUUGGGGGCCUGUCCAGCCCAAAUAGAGACUCAUCAGUUACUGAACUCACGAAGCAGCUGAGUACGAUGGACAUACUACGCCCCGCGACUGACCUCCCUUCACGAUCCCAUCAGCGGGCAUAUGAGGCACUUCAAGACCUUCCUAUUGAUGAGAGCGUGAAGGCGUCUAAUGCUACGAUGCUUGAGCGCAAGGAACAGGCUGAGCGCAAGAAGCAUUCGGAGCGGAAGUACAAGGCUGAACAAAAGGAACAGGCGCAGCGUAAGGAUUAUGUUGAGCGCGAAGCCGAAGCCGAGCGCAAGCAGAAGAUGAAGGCGAAGGACUUCGACCCAAACUACGAGUCGGAAGAGGUGUGGUCUGCGCGAUACGAGCGUCUCGAGCACUACCGUACUGGUGAUGCUAAGAAGCCGCCGAAGAUUCCUGAGAUCGUCUACGCCGUAGAUAAAGAUGGUGUGGCAUGGGUACGACCGAACCCACCGCCUGCUGACUUGGCCAACUCGUUCGCUGAAAUGGCGCCUGUGGCUUCGACUAACCCGUUUACUGCGUUGGCGCGCGUAGCUUCUGAUGCGUCCACCGCUUCAGCUUUCCACAUGUUCAGUACACCGGUGAAGGACGGCGCUGCUAAUGUUCCUGGUCUCGGAGACGGCAGCAAAGAUGGUGGUGCUGGCGAGGGUGAUGGGAAGAAGAAUAGUGGCAAGGAGCAAGAGAUUGUUGGGGAACAGACUGAGAAAGAGUAG
Molecule: messenger RNA, 2220 nt
Organism: Parastagonospora nodorum SN15
Lineage: Eukaryota; Fungi; Ascomycota; Dothideomycetes; Pleosporales; Phaeosphaeriaceae
Exons: 2
Coding region: 1-2220 (739 amino acids)
Source: RefSeq, a predicted model, not a curated record